UUUUGUAUUUCCGUUUUAUCCCGCCUGUUUGUUAUUUUAUCUUUCAACAGCAACAAUGUUAUUACGACCAAACUCAAGCUCACAUACACAGCCCUUACUGGCCAGCGGCACUGGCAGCGGCAGAGACAGCAGUGACUCUGCAACCAGGGACGCGCCAGGAUACGCGGCCAUAUUGGGCGAAUACAACAGACAAGACCCCGGAAACUAAAAUGCAAACGCGCGAAACCAGAGCAGCAGCACUGAGACAUCCUUUCACAUUGUGUGCAUCACUGCAGGCAUGGGAAUACUUCAGCUGCCAUAUGCGCUCAAGCAGGGCGGCUGGGCCGGCGUUUUCUACAUUAUGUUGGCAGCUGCAAUCUCAGCCUACAGUGGCGAAAUCCUGAUCAAGUACCUCUACACUAUAAGAAAUGAGGCUACAAAUAUGCUUCCAACCAACAUCCUUCCCCCACAGUGUUUAGAAACUAGUAGCAAUAGGCCACUAUGGUUGACGAUAUUAUCCAGUUCGCUGCUUCUUACAAAGAGAAGAAGCAGGGGCAAAUGUAUUAUUGCGCACACGCUUAGGCUUGGGCUUUGGCUCUGGCUUGAGCGUCGCUGUAGACUCGGGUUCAGCCGACUCUGAUGAUGCCUUUUUGUGCAAUAAAUGGGGAGGCCGAUUACCUGCAAACAGGGUAUUAAGGAUUAUGCGAAAGUUUAGCACCGCAGCCAUGUCGCGAUUCCACUUCCGUCUGCCUGAU
Molecule: messenger RNA, 734 nt
Organism: Kickxella alabastrina
Lineage: Eukaryota; Fungi; Kickxellomycota; Kickxellomycetes; Kickxellales; Kickxellaceae
Exons: 1
Source: RefSeq, a predicted model, not a curated record